UCACCGGGAUCAAAUGUUGUGACUUCGUCGUCGUGCGUGCUCGGUCUAAGCAGCAAAGGGGUAGCCCUCAACACCGCAUCGUAUCCGCUGUCGGCGAGAGCUAGCUCGCUCGACCGGAGUGUACGAUGGGUUUCCAGGCGCCCAAUACUACCCUUGACGAGCUUGCAAAGGCAAAGAGAAGAGAAGUAGUCGACUCACGACAUGCCAGAUGUCGCGGGCCACUGUGAUAAGGGCCAGAUGUGCGCGCACACUGGGACCAAGGAAUCGCCGGCGGGCGAAGCAGACCUUGACCAGGUACGCGCGGCGCCCCGUGAUAGGUAUCCAUAAAAGACCGCGAGGUCGGAGUGGCCUAUCCUCUUGUGCAUGCGCUUGUCUUCCCACAGGGAGUCAAGACGGCAUGAUCCGGGGCGCUGCACCAUCUGACCCGUUCUUAGGAAAAGCAAAAAUGCGAAAAAAUGCAACGCUUGCUGAACAGCCAAUAAGGAUAAAGGGAAAUAGGAAAAAAAUAGAAAUAAGAAGGGAAGUCGCUGUGAGAACUCAAUCCGAGAUGCCUUGUGUUUUGUUUGUGAUGUUGAAAAGUCCGUGGGAGGUAGAUGAUCAACAUCGGGUAUCGCCAGUGUCGCGUCGCAUUGCAUGACAUUAAGUUAUGGUCGUGGUCGCGUGUCAAGGUGAGGGAGGCAACACGGUUGCACAUCCGAACAUCA
Messenger RNA from Dissoconium aciculare CBS 342.82, 704 nucleotides. RefSeq lists its product as uncharacterized. The record is from RefSeq and is a predicted model, not a curated record. Bases 209 to 637 code for a protein of 142 amino acids. The transcript has a single exon. Lineage: Eukaryota; Fungi; Ascomycota; Dothideomycetes; Mycosphaerellales; Dissoconiaceae.